Messenger RNA from Eubalaena glacialis (North Atlantic right whale), 1328 nucleotides. It is a transcript of the gene GPS2, whose product is annotated as G protein pathway suppressor 2. Gene Ontology annotation, molecular function: transcription coregulator activity. NCBI's taxonomy places the organism in Eukaryota, Metazoa, Chordata, Mammalia, Artiodactyla, Balaenidae. The record is from RefSeq and is a predicted model, not a curated record. Gene Ontology annotation, biological process: regulation of transcription by RNA polymerase II. The transcript has 10 exons. Gene Ontology annotation, cellular component: transcription regulator complex. Bases 171 to 1229 code for a protein of 352 amino acids.
GCCCGCGGCCGCCCCGACUCCGGAAGGAUUCGGCGAGCGGCCGGAUGUGACGCCGCGGCCCAGGCGCUCGGGAGGCCGCGGAGAAAGCGACGAGAAGGCGGGCCCUGCCCGAGGUCUGGCAGCCAGCGACAGAGCCGGGCGCCCACGGCCCGAUCGCCCCCGGCAGCACCAUGCCUGCGCUCCUGGAGCGCCCCAAGCUUUCCAACGCCAUGGCCAGGGCGUUGCACCGGCACAUCAUGAUGGAGCGGGAGCGCAAGCGGCAGGAGGAGGAAGAGGUGGACAAGAUGAUGGAACAGAAGAUGAAGGAAGAGCAAGAGAGAAGGAAGAAAAAGGAGAUGGAAGAGAGAAUGUCACUAGAGGAAACCAAGGAACAAGUAAGCAGUCUCUUCAUCUCUCCUAGCUCUUUCUUCUCUUGGCUCUCCUGCCUUCACCUUCUCUCCCCUCCCCAGAUCCUGAAGUUGCAGGAGAAGCUUUUAGCCCUACAGGAAGAGAAACAUCAGCUUUUCCUGCAGCUCAAGAAAGUUUUACAUGAGGAAGAAAAACGGAGACGAAAAGAGCAGAGUGACCUGACCACUCUGACAUCAGCAGCAUACCAGCAAGGCCUGACCGUUCACACUGGAACUCACCUCCUCAGCAUGCAGGGGAGCCCUGGAGGACACAAUCGCCCAGGCACCCUCAUGGCAGCAGACAGAGCCAAACAGAUGUUUGGACCCCAAGUGCUUACGACCCGGCACUACGUGGGCUCAGCAGCUGCUUUCGCAGGGACCCCAGAGCAUGGGCAAUUCCAAGGCAGCCCGGGCGGCGCCUAUGGGACUGCUCAGCCCCCACCUCACUACGGACCCACACAGCCUGCCUACAGUCCUAGUCAGCAGCUCAGAGCACCUUCCGCAUUUCCUGCAGUACAGUACCUGUCUCAGCCGCAGCCUCAGCCCUAUGCCGUGCACAGCCACUUUCAGCCCACCCAGACAGGGUUUCUCCAGCCUGGUGGUGCCCUGUCCUUGCAAAAACAAAUGGAACACGCUAACCAACAGACGGGCUUCUCUGACUCAUCCUCCCUGCGCCCCAUGCAUCCCCAAGCUCUGCAUCCAGCCCCUGGACUCCUGGCCUCACCCCAGCUCCCUGUGCAGAUGCAACCAGCAGGAAAGUCGGGCUUUGCAACCACCAGCCAGCCUGGCCCUCGGCUCCCCUUCAUCCAGCACAGCCAGAACCCGCGAUUCUACCACAAGUGACCAUCAGAUUUGAUCUUCAACCUUGCCCCCAGACCCUGCCAUGGGGGAGGAUCCCUGGUGCGUCCUAGUUCCAAGCCAAUAAAAUCUGCCUGCCACUGA